AUGUCUUUGGAGUUGGAAAAGAAUAAAGACAGACUGAUUCAAGCUGCAAAAACAUUCUUCUUUCAUGUACAAGAUCUUAUUUCUUUCACAAAUAAAUUUAUUGAUUUAAGUAAUAUGAACACUCAGAUCCUCUUGAUGGCUGUGAAAGAAGAUAAUAACAUUAAGAAUUUCUUUGAACAAAUGCUCAAAAAUUGUAAGGAAAUGAAGUCAGUAGUGGAUGCAAAGCACGACAAAAUGCAGACAUAGCCUUUAUGUUCCAAGGUUGCAACAGUCAUGUGCUCUGUGGCUGAGAAAUGUAUCAAUGUAGAGUUACCUCAUUCAGCUAAGGGACUGUUCAGCGAUAUCCAGACACCAGUCAUUGUUUCUGGGCUGAGAAGUAGUAACAUCUUUGAGAGUUUAGAAUCUUUACUUUCACUCUUGAUGACAUUCCCCGUCAUGAAUCUUCGAUUAAGUGACUUCUAUAGAGAAGACACCAAAGAGCAAUCAGAUGCCACCACAUCUGGGAAAACCAUGAGUCCAGAUCUUUCCAAAACCACUACAAAGGACACCUUGAAAAAGUUACAGGAUGCAUUAAAAACCGAGAACACCAGCAAUCCCAGAGAGUCAGCAGCAGAUCAUUUGGAACAAAUUCUCAAGGUUAUGGAACCAACCUUAUAUAUCCUUCAAAAAGCCAUAAAAACUGUGGAAACGGAUAUUUCCAAGUCUAAGAAAGUCAUUGACAAAUAG
This is a messenger RNA of Heterocephalus glaber (naked mole-rat), 726 nucleotides long. It is a transcript of the gene CUNH12orf60, whose product is annotated as chromosome unknown C12orf60 homolog. The record is from RefSeq and is a predicted model, not a curated record. NCBI's taxonomy places the organism in Eukaryota, Metazoa, Chordata, Mammalia, Rodentia, Bathyergidae.